Molecule: messenger RNA, 1130 nt
Organism: Anopheles coustani
Lineage: Eukaryota; Metazoa; Arthropoda; Insecta; Diptera; Culicidae
Product: actin-5, muscle-specific-like
Exons: 1
Coding region: 1-1071 (356 amino acids)
Source: RefSeq, a predicted model, not a curated record
AUGGACGACGACGAGACGCCCGCCGUUGUCAUCGAUAACGGAAGCUACACGAUCAAGGCCGGCCUCACCGGAGACGACGAUCCGAAGCGCUCGGUACGGACCAUCUUGGAGCUGACCGAGCAGGCUGAUGGCUCGGUGACGAAGUGCAUCGGUGGCCGGUCGGGGUCGCCGGCGGGUCGGGUGAUUUACCCCAUCGAGCGGGGCGUUCCGACCGACUGGGACGCACUGGAAAGCGUGUGGGAGUACACGCUGCGGGACGUGCUGAAGGUGGCACCCGAAGAGCACAAGAUCUUGCUCACCGAAAGGCCGCUGAGUGCGCCGGCGAACCGUGAGAAGGCGGUUCAGAUAGUGUUUGAAAAGUUGGGUGCCCCGGCCACGUAUCUGUCAAUUCAGGCGCUGCUGGCGCUGUACGCGGCGGGUCGGCUGAGUGGGACCGUGGUCGAUGUCGGCGAGGGACUGACCAGUAUCGUGCCCAUCUACAAGAAUUCGCCCGUGCGCGAGGCAAUCGUGAACCUCGAGCUAGCGGGCAGCGAUAUGGUGGAGUAUCUGGCCGGUGCGUUAGCCUUGACCGACCGGGAGACGGUCCGGGAGGUGCUGCACAAAGUGUGCACUGUCAGUGCGGAUCUCGCGAAGGAAGCCACUUCGGUGACGGUUGCGUACAGAGCUCCCGAUGGCAGGACCGUCACGGUUGGCAAAGAACGGUUUCUCAGCGGGGAAGCGCUGUUCAACCCCGGGGCGAUUGGUCAUCGGCAGGACAAAGCACUGCCCGAUCUCAUCGUGCAGUCUUUGAUGAGCUGCAAGGAGAACACCCGAAAGGAUUUAUUCGCAAACGUCAUCCUGGCCGGUGGAUCGGUCAUGCUCGGCGGGUUCGGCGAGCGGAUGCAGACGGAACUAGGUGCCCGGGUUCCUGCGCCACUCCGGUGCAAAGUGAUUGCUCCCCAGAAUCCCGCACUGUCGGUGUGGGCUGGUGGGUGCUUGUUGGCGCAGAGUCCCAUGUUCCAGCAUAUGUGGAUAACGAAGCAGGACUACGAGGAGUUCGGUGCUGGAAUCGUGCAUCGCAAGUGCAGUUAAACAGUGUUCAAACGGCAGAAGUUCGAUAAGUCGUUUGCUAAGUCUAUCAGAGUUUAUCA